UCCUCCGCCAGGCUGCGGCUGCGGGAGCAGCCCGGCUGGGGGCGGAGGCGGCGGCGAGUCGGUCUCUCCCCCGUCUCUGCGUGAUUCAGCAGCCUCCGCCGCCGCCGCUUCACAGGGGCACGGCGGCCCGCGCCAACGGCUGCCGCCCCCAACGGCGGCCCGCGCCAACGGCUGCCAGCCCCAACGGCUGCCGGCCCCAACGGCUGCCGGAGGCGGCCCGCCGCUCGCGCGCGCUCCCUCCCUCCCUCCGUCUCUCCCGCCUCCUCCCGUUCCCUCCCUCCCUGCGCAGACCCCGCUCCCUCGCUGCCGCCGCCCGCUGCGCAGAGCGCCGCACCGCACGGCGGGGGCAUGGCGAGCCAGCGCUGCUUCGCCAACCGCUUCGAUGACUACCAGGGCAGCCUGGCGGCGGAGCCGGGCAAGGAGGCGGCAGUGCCGCUGGUGACGGCCACCAUCGAGCGGAUCCUGCGGGAGCUGCCGCCGCUCGGCGGCGGCGCGGCGGGCGGCGCCCGCGGCUGCCAGGGCGGGCUGUACGGCGGCGUGGCCGGCGUGGCCUACAUGCUGUACCACGUCUCGCAGUGCCCGCUCUUCGCGCCGUCGCGGGAGGCCUACCUGCGGGCGGCCCGCCGCGUCGUGGACGCCUGCGUGCGCUACCAGGAAGGCGGCGGCGAGGCGGACGCCGACACCCGCGCCGCCUUCCUGCUGGGCGGCGCCGGGGUGUACGCGGUGGCGGCGCUGGUCUACCGCGCCCUGGGGCUGCCCGACUUCGCGCGGCCGCUGGGCAAGUUCCGGGAGCUGUGCGAGGUCUGCGCGCCCCUCUCCUUCCUCGAGUGCGGCUCCGACGAGCUCUUCGUGGGCCGCGCCGGCUACCUGUGCGCCGCGCUGGUGCUCAAGCAACGCCUGGGCAUGGAGGUGUUGACUCCGGCACAAAUAAAGUCCAUUUGCCUGGCCAUAUUAGAAUCAGGAAAGCAAUAUGCAGUGAAGAAGAGGAAACCAUUCCCGCUUAUGUACUCCUACUAUGGAACGGAGUAUCUGGGUGCAGCACAUGGGCUAUCAUCAAUCCUUCAGAUGUUACUCUCCUAUUAUGAGUACCUCCAGCCAGCAGAUCAGGAGCUUGUGUGGCAGAGCGUUGACUUUCUUAUGGACCAAGAACAGAACAGCAACUGGCCUCCUGAGCUGGGAGAGACAAUUGAGCGGGAGAAUGAGCUUGUUCACUGGUGUCAUGGAGCUCCAGGCAUUGCAUAUCUGUUUGCCAAAGCUUACCUGGUUUCCAAGAAGCCUCAAUAUCUGGACACUUGCAUCCGCUGUGGAGAGCUAACUUGGCAGAAAGGCCUGUUGAAGAAGGGACCAGGAAUCUGCCAUGGGGUGGCUGGUAGUGCCUAUGUGUUCCUGCUCCUAUACAGGCUCACUGGGAACUCCAAAUACAUAUACAGGGCACAAAGGUUUGCAGAGUUCUUAUUUACAGAAGAAUUUAAGGCUGGUUCCCGGGCAUUAGAAAGUGUAUAUAGUCUGUAUGAAGGCUUCUCGGGGACUGUGUGUUUCCUGACUGAUUUGCUGCAACCCAACCAAGCUGAGUUCCCUCUCUUCAGUGUCUUUGUCUAGCAAAUAACAUGCUCCAAGGCCACAGCCUCAUGGCUAUCGGAGAGGGCACCUGCAGUUUCACUUAUCUGUCAGGAGAGGUUCUUUACAAAACAAGCCAGUGGUACCACUAAUGCUAGCCUUAAUGUAGCUGGGAGACAGGUGAAAAAGUAAAUACACUGGGGCUUUGGGAGGGAAGUGUGUGAUUGGGGGUAAAAAAAUGGUUCAGUGAAAAAAAAGGGGGGGAAUGACUGAAUCUGAUGGGGGUAGAUAUUUAGCUGUAAUAAGAAGCAAAAUCUUCUAAUUAUUCAAGUGAGAGAGAAAGAGGCAUUAUCAAACUGUUAAUGUGGUGAUUACACAGGAAAAAAAAAGGCAAGCUAGAAUUACAGGGACAUGCAAAGAAAAAACAAAGCGAUAUAUCCAAUAGUCUUUAAAAAGAGACCUGAAGAAACAAGUCUUUACGCAGCAAUGCACUUAUAAAGGAGUGUGGCCUAGAUAUGUCACUACACUGCACAAAGGCAAAACCUGGGAAUUUUUACGUAAACUACAUUUACUAGUACUAGAAACGUAUUAAAAAUACCUGUAUCUUGGAGCUCUUUCAUCUUCAUAUGCAUAUAAUGGUAGUUGUAUAGCUGUAUGUUCAGUCUGCAGUUUCACAGGUUCAUUUCAGCUAGUGGGGUUUCAUGGGUGUAAAUGAGAACUGAAUUUGACCUUUUCUCUCAGAGCUCAGUCUGUGGUGAGGAGCUGGUCUCCUUAUCGACUUACUGUAGAAGUCUCACUUCUUACCAAUACCUUCCCUCUCAGAGGGAAGAUGAAUACAGCCAUGUAGAAGACUUAGAUCGGAAAGUUUUGUAGCAAAGAUACAGCAGGCAGAUGCUUUCAUCCCAGUACAGCAUUGCUAGAUAAAUAUUGUUCAGCAAUACAAAAACUUCCUUUAAAUAUUAAUUUCCUAUAGCAAGAUUACUGAACAAUAAUAUACAGAUUUCAGAGAAUGGAAAAAAUAUCUUCCUGAUGAAUUGCUCACUACAAACCCUACAAAUUGAAUGCAAACUUUUGAUGGCAUACAGAGCUUAAGAAAAUCCUGAUAAAACUCAAAAUUGCUUCUUUUCCUCGUUAACAAAAUAAUGUAUAUGCCCAAAUGAUUUAUAGCUGUAGAAAUACAUGGUUUGCUCAACACUAGUUGCACUAGCACUUAAGGUUGCAAUUAUAUCCUAUUUUUGUAUACAUUAUAUAUAUACGAUAUGAUAAUUGAAAGCUAAAAAACAUGCUAACAUAGAUCUGUACUCAGAAAGCUAUAAAAGCAAAUAUCUGUAUUUAAAAUAUAUUUGACUAUUUAUUUAUUUUUAUUUAUACUGGAAUACAAUUACCUUUGAAGACAUAUUGGGAAGAAUGGUAGGUCAAAAAUCACAAUUAGAGUGAAAAAAACUGACAUACAUGCACUGCCAAGCAUUGCAGUCUCUCCCUAAAUCCUCAGCUGGAAGCGAUUCUAGUUUGCUUUAUUUUUAAUGCCUAAUCCAUUAUAGAUCCCACUUGCUUUCAGUGGGCUUUGAUCAGACUGCAGAAUGGAGUCAGGUCUUGCAAUCCUUCUACAUUUUAAUAUACUAAUCCCAUUCCUACCUGUGUCACUGUUAUUUUAAUGGGAUGACUUGCCUUAUUAUGAGCUACAGAUUAAGAUUUCUGCUAUUUAGUCUUGCACUCUGCAGCUCUAAUUAGUUACUUCAGCCCAGGAGUAACAACUUUUCCCUGGUGAAUAAAGCAGCACUGUUCUGUAUCAGCUUGUCAAAUACUUAGGAAUCUUUUGAUGAAAAAAAUGUUAAAAUUCAAUAUACAGUUGUUACAUGUUGUUUAUUCUGUGGGAUAAAAGAUCUUUUAAGAAAGCCAUUAAUUUCACUUACUUCAUUAUGGUGAGCAGGGAGAUGUGAACACAUAGGAGUACAUAUUUCAUAGGGAGCUAAACAUAUGAGGCUAAAUCAAAAGUCAAUGGGAAUGCUCAUAUGCUUUGCACGGCCAUGUUUUAAGGCUCCUGUUAGAUCACAGCAAAAUCCAUUUUCAGUAGUGCAGAUUCUAAGUCCAUUUGGGUUCUUAUCUAGUUACUUGCUGUAAUUUGGAUGGCUAAUAUAGUUCAUAACUGGAAUCUUUUUAAACAGAUGGCUAAGGAAGGCAAAACUUUUGGCCUAUCCACUUUGUCUCUGUGGUCAAUAGUUUUUCAAUCUAAACUGAAGGGUAACAUUAUUCAGCUAAAAUGUACAAGUAACUAUAUUUGAGCCACAGCAUUUAGGUAGCUAUUCUAAUUGUAUUUUAUUUUAAGACAGAGAAAUGAAUUCUGCUAUGAUCUGGACUCAAGGCUGUUAUAAUCCUAUACAUAUUAUAAAUCAUUUAAUCUACAGAUGCAUACUUAAAAAAAGAAAGCCUAGCGUUUUGAUAACUAAACAGUCAUAAAAACUCCCAAACUUAAGCCUUAAAAGAAUCUCUGCAUAUCAGCACAGUAAUCAUCACCUUUUGAUUUUGUCUCCAGUGCAUACUCUUUAAUUUUCUCUGGGCCACAACAUUUAAUUGUAUCCAGUUAGUUAUUUCUCAGGAGAUGCUUGAAGAGGAUCUUUGCCAAAACUUCAGUAAAUCUAGAGCACAAUAAAUAAAUACAGUAAUUUAGAUCCUGACCAAAUCAUGAGUGCUGAUAUUGUAACAUACAAACCACCUAUAUGUUAAAUUGUACCAUAAUAGUUGUUGAUAAGAUCACUCUGCUUUAUUAUGCAUAACUUCUAACAGUCAUGUUUGUAUUUACCUUUUAAUGUAAUUCUUCAUAAAUGGCAGGAAAUGUGUUAAGAAUUCAGCAUCAGUCUUCUGGUGGUUUUCAUGCUGUCUCUCUGUUGAAUGAAUCCCUUCCAAUUUCUAUUCAGAGAAGAUUCUGAUUUGCUGUGUGUUGUACUGUAAAGUACCAGCAAAACAAUCUUCUGUCUUUGCAUCUCUCCUUCAUGUACGUAAUGCUUAGUUUUGUGUUUGGCUUCAUUUGAUAGGAAUCCUGUGAGAAAGAAAACACUUAAUGUGAGUAAGAGUUAGUGUAUUCUUACUCAUUUUACAAUGAGAAAAGUGAUGCAACUCCCUGGUUAUCAAAAACCAGGUCCCAAACAUCGCUCUGCAAGUCUAUGCAAGUUUGGCACUGACUUCAGCAAGAGCAGCAUGCCAACUUUGUUUACUGACACUUAAAAUACAAAUAACUAACAUAAAAAUACAGUCUCUUGGACUACAUUUCAUAAAAUCUUGGAGUGUAAUUAUUCAUCAAUUUCAUCAGACAGUACCUUUGGCACUUUGAGCUCAUUCUUACUGCUGCACUGCUUUUCUUACCUGACCUAGCUGGAUUAAGGUGGUUAUGUCUAGGUGUACUGUAGUUAGAGCUUCUGAACACAGUGAAAAUAUACCCUUGGGCUCAUCUGAAAAUGCUAACCAUUACAUGAACGUGUCUUUUUUUUAUCUUUUUCCUCCUCUUCUAUCUGCUUUUUUUUCCCAUUUGUACUAUUUUAAACAUAUGCUGUGGCAACCUUUAUGUGUUGCUUUUAAGACAAUCAGGAAAGCAACCUGAGUAGAGCCAAUGGCACUUUUCAGUGUGAUAAAAAAAAUAAGGUCCUUUAUGUUCCCUCCUUACUGCUCCAAGAAGUUGCUUAUGCAACCUUUGCUAGACAUCCUCAGCUGGAUGUUAUUUCCUCCUGCUCCAGAAUCAAGCCCUAAUAGACUGAAAAACUGUAUGCCCGAACAGAUUCUGCCACGGUGCUGUGACAAAAGACUGUGUUACCAGAACCUUGAGAAGCCUCUUUCAAAGUGUAAAACAUAAGUUACUGAAUCUUGUUUGCACAUUAACCUCUUUACUGUGUUUGGUUUCUAAAGUGUAGGCAAUAGGAAUUUAGGUGAUAUAAUAGUGAUUAUGCUUUUAAAGCAAAGAGGAUGCAUUGUGUGGGUAUUGGUGCUUUUUUGUGAUGUACUUGUGUUCGUGUGAUGCUCUUUGUGAGUAAAGCUGUAGAUUUACAAAUCAGUUUAAGGAGCUAUAUACUAUGCAUGACUGUUGGUAAGUUAUCCACAGAUUACUGUCAUGGAACACUUUUGAGGAAAAUUAGAUCUGUAAUGUCAAGAUCUAAUGAUUUCAGGAUUCAUAGCGCCAGAUGCAAUACGUGUUUCAGCAAAGUAUAGUUCUAACAAAUACCUUAAUUUUUUCCUACCACUCACAAUUUCUUAGGAUCAGAAUAUAUUUGUUCUGUGCCACUGGUUUAAAUAACUGCUUUGUUUGCAUUAUGUUUCCUUCAGUUUCCUUCCCAAUCUAUGAAUUACUUCAGAAAGCUGAAGAGGUAGCCCAGGUCUUCUGCUAUUGACAAUAAGAUGGAUCAAUUUCAUUUAAGAGGGGUUGUCUACUUAUUUAGAUGACAUUAUUUUUACACUCCCAGCUAGUCUCUUUUCUCUGAUAACGCCAUUUCCCACCUGCUAAGUAAAAAUCGUUAUACAGUGUAAGAACUGUCACUGAUGUUUUGCAUCCUUGGAUGAAACACUAGAGUGACUUUCUAGGGACUAUGUUCACUUCUCUAGUAUCUCAAUUCUAUUAUGACAAUCAAAAGUAAUUCAGUAAAAUCGCUAAACAUCCCAAAGUAUACAUUUAAAUAGUUGUGCAAAAUAUGCACAAAUGAAUGCAAGUAAAGUGAUCAUGCUUUUCACUACUCUGUGUAAUUAAUGCCACUUUGGUGUUCUAAUACUCAUUAUAGGCACAUGCAGAGAAUAUAAUAAGAAUAUAGAUUAGUUUUUAAAAUCCUGUAGAAAAACUAAAUGUGGGUAACUGAUGUGUUCAGAAACAUACAGGUGAAAUGUGUACAAAUGGAAACUUUCAUAAGCAAUCAGAUCUUUGUAUGUAAAUCAUUAUUUGCAUAUAUAGUUAUAGCAUCUACCAACACAUUGCAUGUUUUCUGUAAACAAUGCCCUAUUUUAGCAUAUGCAGGCAUUUUGAGAAAAUAUCCUUGUUACUUGUUUUGAAAAUUUGACCUAUAAUAUCCAUGGACAGAAUGUAUUUCUGAGGUCUGCCAUAUAAUCGCAAGUCUGGUAAUCUUUUUCUAUGUACCUUGAACAUCCGCUGGCAUGUAUACAUUUUCUAAUCAGUAGGAAGAGUAGCAUAUCUGGACUAAGAAUUGCUCUGCAGAUUUGAAAGAGUAAACUUCCUGUAAAGAAAGAACUAUACAGUUGAGCAAUUGUUGGCUAAUAGCGCUGUUCAGAUUUUUCUGAGAAGACAUUUGUAUUUAUACUUAAAUGUGCUGGAUUAAGUAGUAAGCAGCAUUAACAUUAAAUUGAAAAGUUAUAAGAAAAUGACCAAAAAUCACCUUAUUUAGGGAAGAACAUACUGCAAAGCCAUAAGCCAGAAAUGCUCAGGGCCCACAAGACAAUACAACAAUUUAGAGAUGUGAAUAGGCAUUUUCCAAGAAAACAACACAGAGUUUGCUUCAUUGCACAGAUAUUGGUACAGUAUGUGCUGUACUUAACAGGUUCUAGCUGCCUUGGACAUUUCAUUGCCAUUAUAGUGAAGUCACUAUAAACACACCUGCUGAAAAAAUUCUGCCUAUGGGAGAAUUGCCUGUGAUUGAACCUAUUGCCUUUCCAAUCUUUAAUGGAAUAAAAGUGAUAUAAACUAUGAAUGCUUAGACAGUUUGAAAAAAAAAAUCCAAAAAGCCAACAUGCACAAACUUUUUGACCUUACUUUGAUCUAUUAAAAUUCCUGACUAAUCUGUACUGUCACUGAUGUCACUGCUGGUCCUGUACACUGUGUAUUUAAAAUUUCACAUCAUGCUCUGAAAAAAGUCAAUCCAUAAACAGCAAACUGCUUUAAAAUAUGUAAAGCUGUAUUUAUCUUUAAUAUAUACAAGGGAGUCCCUUGACUUUGUUCAUGCCAUGACUCAAAGGGAAGGUGGAGGCAGUUAGGUCAAUACAGCAAUAUCAACUAAAAUGGCAGAAAAAUAAUUAAAAACUUAUUUUGCAUAGUGGUAUAAUGAUAUUUGAAUAAAAUAUGUCGUAUAAUGCAGCGAUACUCAUCAACAGCACUGCAUGACUGUAUCCCUCCCAAAAAUUUCAUAUAGAAGUCCUGAAGUCAAUUACAUCCUGUACUGAGUGUAAAGUGAAUCCUAUUAAAGCAUUUAUUUCCACUUCAUACAGAAGAGUAAUACUAUCUAACCUGCAAUUGAACUCAAUUUCUGUCUUCACUACCAGGAACACAAAUGAGAGAAGAAAAGAUUUCCUCUAACAAUGGUCUGUUUUUGCCACUGAUUUGGUCUUGAGCACUCAUUUUAAGGGCCUGAUCCGCCACCCACAGAAAAUGGUGAAUCUCCAUUAGACUUCAGGGGUGCAAGGUCAGUCCCUUCCACCUGUUUGAAAUAGGGGCAAAACUGCAUCAUUCUGAGCCCCAAACGUGCAAACAUUUGUGCACAUGUGCUUCCCUAAACUCACAUGAGAUGCAUGUUGCUCCUGAGGCCCAUGGGAUUAGUAAGACUUGUUCAUAUAGUAACAGGAAAGCACAGGCGUUUGCAUGUACAGGGCCCUAUCUGAUAGCAGUUUUAUACCUGAAUACCAAUAAAAAGUACAGGGAACUUAAUGGCAUUACUAACAAAGGGUAUUAUUUAAUAUCUAGUUUGUGUUGGUGACACUUGAUUAUUCAAUAUAUUCUAGCAUAUGAUGUCCAUUUCUUGAGUACAUGCUGCAUCCUAGAUUCAUUUCUCAGUGUAAUAGCGAUUCACAGCCAUAGUAACGUAUGCUAUAGUCCCUUUAGAAUCAAGAUUGAUUUGAUUCUUUAGAAAUGCACCUUAUUGUUUAAAAGCAGGACUCCUGCUGUUCUAAUGUUUUAAACACUGUGAUCUCUCAGAAUGUGUUUAUUGUACUAGUUUUGUAUUGUAGAUUAUGAUAGAAACUGGAUUUUAUAGCUUUUUAAAAGCAGUGUUAAUAUUAGGCUUCAUAGUGACAGAACAAACUCUGUGUAUACCCAUAUUAUUAAUAUAAAAGCUGUGAUUAUCUUUUGCCUUAAAUAAAAACCCAACAAAUAUUACAA
Molecule: messenger RNA, 8635 nt
Organism: Dromaius novaehollandiae (emu)
Lineage: Eukaryota; Metazoa; Chordata; Aves; Casuariiformes; Dromaiidae
Gene: LANCL3
Product: LanC like family member 3
Exons: 5
Coding region: 349-1599 (416 amino acids)
Biological process (GO): peptide modification; carbohydrate metabolic process
Cellular component (GO): plasma membrane
Source: RefSeq, a predicted model, not a curated record